GACUGCAGACACAGUACAGGAGAUGACCAGAGACUGCGGACAAAGUACAGGGGAUGACCAAGAGACUGCGGACAUAGUACAGGGGAUGACCAGAGACUGCGGACAUAGUACAGGAGAUGACCAGAGACUGCGGACAUAGUGCAGGGGAUGACCAGAGACUGCGGACACAGUGCAGGAGAUCACCAGAGACUGCGGACAGUACAGGGAAUGACCAGAGACUGCGGACAGUGCAGGGAAUGACCAGAGACUGCAGACAGUGCAGGGAAUGACCAGAGACUGCAGACAGUGCAGG
Staurois parvus is the source of this 292-nucleotide messenger RNA. The record is from the annotation of a GenBank genome assembly. NCBI's taxonomy places the organism in Eukaryota, Metazoa, Chordata, Amphibia, Anura, Ranidae.